AUGCACCACCUGCGACAUGAAUACAAUGGGAGAGGCAACCUGUUUUUAGAAGAACACAUUGAGAAAAAAAACCCCAUCCAUUUAUUUGAAAAAUGGUAUCAAGCGGGUAAAGGUGAUCCCAAAACUGUAGAGCCAAAUGCUGUUUUUCUUACUUCAUGCACAAAAGAUGGUUACCCUUCUGGACGAGUUGUACUUCUAAAACGCUUUGGAAAAGAAGGCUUCACAUUUUCACCGCAUUUUAAUAGCAGAAUAGGGAAUGACUUUGAAGAAAAUCCUAAAGCGGCCCUCACAUUUUAUUGGGAACACUUUAGUCGAUCAGUUCGUGUUGAAGGCGACGUAGAAAAAGCCUCCCUGUCUGAGGGAGAAGAAAAUUUUCGCAAAAGACCGUAUGAACAUCAAAUUGCAGCUUUAUUGAGUGACCAAAGCCAGCCCGCUGAAAGCAGGAAAGAUUUGCAGAAAAAAGGAUCGGAAUUGAUGCAACAAUUUAAGAUUGGAGAAGUGCCAAAACCCUCUCAAUGGGGUGCUUACUUAUUGAGGCCUCAUCUGAUAGAAUUUUGGCAAGGGCAAACCGAUAGGUUGCAUGAUAGAAUCAGGUUUCGUAUCCCUAAAGAAGGUGAGCCAGAUAAUGUUUUAACUAAACAAGGAUUACAACGGGGUUUCCAAGGAGGAGGAAAGCUUCUUUUAGAGGAAGAAAUAAUAAAGAAGGAUCCAUCUGAUUUAUUUCGGAAGUGGUACGAAGAGGUUAAGGAAGACCCCAGAACUGAGGAACCCACCGCCAUGUAUCUGUCCACUUGUACCAAAGACGGUGUGCCAUCCGGACGUUUAGUGCUGCUGAAUGAAUUUGGGGCAGAAGGCUUCAAAUUCUUCACCCAUUACAUCAGCAGGAAAGGUCAAGAAUUGAAGGAAAAUCCCAGGGCUGCAAUUACAUUCAACUGGAUACAUUUCAGUAGAGAAGUACGAGUUGAAGGCGACGUUGAAAAAUUACCAGAUGAUGUUUCUGAUGUGGUUUUCAGCCAAAGGCCAUACUUUAGGCAGAUUGGGACUCUAUCCAGUAAUCAGAGUAAGCCAGUUGCAAGCAGAGAUGUAUUGGUCGACAGAGAGCGCCGUUUGAAAAAACACUUCAAAGAAGGACGUGUUCCCAGACCAGAUUUUUGGGGUGGCUAUCUUCUCAAGCCAAAAAUUUUUGAGUUUUGGCAAGGACACGCAGAUCACCUUCAUGACAGGAUCAGAUUUCGGUUCCCUGUCAGCAAUGAACCAGAUGGUGUGUUAACCAAGCAGGGAGAAAAUGGAUGGAUCUAUGAAAGAUUAUACCCUUAGAUUUGAGAACCACCGGUUCUCCUAUUAUUUAUCUCGUUUAUGUUUUUUUAGUUAUACGCUUUGUUGAGAACCGUUUCUUCUAUUAAUUAUCGCAUUUAUGUUU
Messenger RNA from Ceutorhynchus assimilis (cabbage seed weevil), 1420 nucleotides. Lineage: Eukaryota; Metazoa; Arthropoda; Insecta; Coleoptera; Curculionidae. The record is from the annotation of a GenBank genome assembly.